Messenger RNA from Mus pahari (shrew mouse), 2024 nucleotides. It is a transcript of the gene Dennd2d, whose product is annotated as DENN domain containing 2D. NCBI's taxonomy places the organism in Eukaryota, Metazoa, Chordata, Mammalia, Rodentia, Muridae. The coding region runs from base 176 to 1576 and encodes 466 amino acids. The transcript is spliced from 12 exons. Gene Ontology annotation, cellular component: cytosol; nucleoplasm. The record is from RefSeq and is a predicted model, not a curated record.
GCCAGCCCAGGUGCGCCAGGGGUUGGGCAGGAGCCCGGAAGGUGCGCUGUCCCGCCCCACCCCCUCCCUGCGCCUCCCGCGUGAAAGUGAAAGUUCCAGGGCCCCAAGAAGGUCAAGGAUUUGGGGGGCGGGGCUGGCGCGGACGUGGGAGCUGGCGCUGGGCACUGGAGGGGCCAUGGAUGGGCUCGGCCGCCGCCUCCGAGCCAGCCUGAGACUGAAACGCGGCCAGCGGGGACAAUCCCAGAACAAUCCUGGGGAAGCUGACACAGAACAUGAAAGGAUCCAGGAGCAUUCUCCAUCUAACUUUGCUGGAGGCCAGCACUUCUUUGAAUACCUUCUUGUUGUUUCUUUAAAGAAAAAGCGUUUAGGGGAUGACUAUGAGCCCACGAUCACUUACCAGUUUCCCAAGAGGGAGAACCUGCUCCGAGGUCAGCAGGAGGAGGAGGAGCGACUGCUCAGUGCCAUCCCUUUGUUCUGCUUCCCUGAUGGGAACGAGUGGGCACCACUCACGGAGUAUCCCAGGGAGACCUUCUCAUUCGUCCUGACCAAUGUGGAUGGGAGCAGGAAGAUUGGAUACUGCAGGCGUCUCCUGCCUGCAGGUCCUGGUCCUCGCCUUCCCAAAGUGUACUGCAUCAUCAGCUGUAUCGGCUGCUUCGGCUUGUUCUCCAAGAUACUAGAUGAAGUAGAGAAGAGGCAUCAGAUCUCCAUGGCUGUCAUCUACCCAUUCAUGCAAGGUCUCCGAGAGGCAGCCUUUCCUGCACCCGGGAAGACAGUCACCCUUAAGAGCUUCAUUCCUGACUCGGGCACAGAGUUCAUCUCACUGACACGGCCCCUAGACUCCCACCUUGAACAUGUGGACUUCAGCGUUCUGCUGAACUGUCUCCAUUUAGAGCAGAUUAUUCAGAUCUUUGCCUCUGCAGUGCUGGAAAGAAAAAUCAUCUUUUUGGCAGAGGGUCUCAGUACCCUGUCUCAGGGUAUCCAUGCUGCGGCUGCUCUGCUUUACCCAUUUAGUUGGGCACACACAUACAUCCCUGUGGUCCCUGAGAGCCUUCUGGCCACUGUCUGCUGCCCUACCCCCUUCAUGGUUGGGGUACAGAUGCGCUUCCUGCAAGAGGUUAUGGACAGUCCCAUGGAAGAGGUCCUGUUAGUGAAUCUUUGUGAAGGAACCUUCUUAUUGUCGGUUGGUGACGAGAAAGAUAUCCUACCACCAAAACUUCAGGAUGACAUCUUAGACUCUCUUGGUCAAGGGAUAAAUGAGUUAAAGACUUCAGAACAAAUCAAUGAGCAUGUUUCAGGCCCUUUUGUACAGUUCUUUGUCAAGACUGUGGGCCACUAUGCCUCCUAUAUAAAACGGGAGGCCAGUGGACAAGGUCAUUUCCAAGAACGAUCCUUCUGUAAGGCUGUUACCUCCAAGACCAAGCGCCGAUUUGUGAAGAAGUUUGUGAAGACACAACUUUUCUCCCUAUUCAUCCAGGAAGCAGAGAAGAGCAGGAACCCUCCUGCAGGCUACUUCCAAAAGAAAAUACUUGAAUACGAGGAACAGAAGAAACCGAAGAAAUCAAGAGAAAGACUGUGAAGUAAAAGCUGUGAUGAGCAGGAGUGUCUAGAGAUACAGCUAGAACCACAGGCCAAUCUGGACUUUGGCCCUUCUACUGGGACACAAUCAGUGAGGCCCUCGGCCCUGGAAUCCAAGGCCUUCUUCCAACUGAUAACAGUCUUACUUCAAAGUGGUGUCUGAAUCUGGGAGCCUUGGUGUCAGGGCUUCUCAGAACUUUGAAAGCUCACAUCCAAACUCAGCGAACUGUACUCAAAGCUGCAUUUUUGGCAGAAUGAACACAGUGGGAGAUAGUCGUCCAGGUGUACACCUGUUGUGGGUGCUUUAUUAGAAAUUGCUAGCACUGCUGUCUCCUAUGAACCUCUGUUAUAAAAUCCUCAAUACAGAACACUGGCCCAGUGACCCAUGUACAAAAUAGUAGUCUGACGUGAGGAUGAGAAUAAAGAUGGAAAACCUUGUUAUUUGUCAA